This is a messenger RNA of Seminavis robusta, 594 nucleotides long. Lineage: Eukaryota; Bacillariophyta; Bacillariophyceae; Naviculales; Naviculaceae. The record is from the annotation of a GenBank genome assembly.
GAAAAGAGAGACACAUCUGAGAAAGACAGAGAGUCGAGUCGAGUCCAACAGCAACACCAUCAACACGAAAGGCAAGCCAUCACCCCCCUUUCGAACAUAUUCCUCCCUUGCUUAAAAGAGUCAACCAUGCCCUUGGUGAAGAUUUUUGCAAGAAGCACUCUCGCAAAGCCGGUUCCCUUGGCCGCCAUUCAGUCGAAGCUUUGUGAUAUAUGGGGAACAAAACCCAACACAACCAAGUUGAUCCUGCAACGAGUGGAAGACUGGACCGACGAAAGCUUUCAAGAGGAUGUCUAUGUAGAUAUUCGAGCUUAUGGGAAAUCAGAACGAACACGUGAAUUUGUGUUGGAUGGUAUGAAGCAGGCCCAGGAGGCGUUUCAGCAACAUGAUUUGAUUGCCAAUAUGCGGCUAGAGACAUACGAGGGAGAACGCUAUUUCCAUGUUCCGCCAACGUCAAAGUAAGGUCCUGAUGGCUGGCUAAGCAGAAAGUUCCACCGGAUGAGGUUGGCCAGGCGAAGCAACCAGCACAGGCAAGCAAACUCUGCAUCAUUGGCGCAUUUAAUAUUAAUGAGCUAGCAUGUCGAUUCAUACCGGUUU